CUUUUCCCUAAAUAAGGAUCAUCCUCUAACAUUCUGCUAAUACCUCUGUAUUAAGUUUAUGACAAAACCCAAUCAGUGUUAAAAUCUUGAACGGUUGAACCCAAUCGGUUUUCUUGUAGCUGUACCGAUUCAAAGCACCCCCGGCCUCCACAAUCAGAUCAUCCUCUUCCUCGGACGUUGCUUCCCAUCGGCAAAGCAAUCUCGCCGCACUAAGAACCCUACGCGAAUAAGUCUCGCGCGUCACUGUUCAAGAAAAAGUUGAAUUAGUUCAAGAUUCAAUCGCUGCUCGUCUAAAAAAAUAAAGCAGCCAGCGACUUCUAACCCCUUCAGGCGACGUACCCAUCUUACUUUGAACGAUUUGAGGGAACAUCGUACAUAGUUGUUCUGUUAGCCUAAUAUUGUUAUGACCGACUCAAGGUCUGAAAGGAGUCGUGAAAUGAGAGAUGGGGAGAAAGAGGACAAGGAUGUGUUGAAAGAUCGGCUGCUCACUAGAGAAAGAAGGAAGGGAGACAGAGAUGAUCCAGAAAAGGAAAAGACAAAAGACAGGGUUCGAGAAAAAGAUAAUGACAGGGACAGGCACAAAGACAAAGAGAGAGAUAGAGGAAGCGAGAAAGAUCGUAGGCAUCAUGAAAAGGACAAAGAUAAGGACAAGGAGAGGAUGAAAGAUAGAGAAAAAGACAAAAGCAGGGACAAAGACAAGGAUAGAGAUAGGGACAAGGAGAGGGUGAAGGAUAGAGAAAGAGAAAAGGAGAAGGAUAGAGAAAGAGAAAAGGAGAAGGAUAGAGAGAAACAGAGAGAAAGGGAAAGCGGAAGGGAUUAUGAUAGAGUGAGAAGUAAAGAUGCAAAUGAAAAAGAAAAAGGAAAACAUAGAGCUAGGGAUCAUGAAAGGCAGAAGUCCAGAGACACAGAUGGAAGCAUUCGGAAACUACACGAUGAGGAUCAUAAUAGGAGGAUGGAUAUGGGAAAAGAUGAGGUGUCAAGGUUCAAUGGUAAAGAUGGUGAUGAUGGGGACUUCUCUGAACAUGAUAAGGCAGCCCUAGCUGAUGAUGAUAAUAUCAAGAUGUCUUUUAUGAGGGAUGGACCUGUUGGAUCGCAAUCUUCUGUUUCAGAACUGGAGGAGCGCAUUUUGAAGAUGAAGGAAGAGAGGCUGAAGAAAAAAUCAGAUGGUGCCUCUGAGAUUUUAGGAUGGGUUAAUAAGAGUCGCAAGAUCGAGGAGAAAAAGAAGGCUGACAAGGCUAAAGCCUUGCAGCUCUUUAAGAUGUUUGAAGAGCAGGAUAAAAUUGAUCAAGACGACGACGACGUUGAAGAAACAAACCAUCGAUCUGCUGAUGAGCUGGGCGGGGCAAAGGUUCUCCAUGGGCUUGACAAAGUGCUUGCAGGGGGUUCAGUUAUCUUAACACUCAAAGAUCAGAGCAUACUUUCUGGUGAUGACAUAAAUCAAGAGGUUGAUAUGCUUGAAAAUGUCGAAAUUGGAGAGCAGAAGCGGAGGGAUGAUGCAUAUAAGGCUGGAAAGAAGAAAACAGGAAUAUAUGAUCAGAUUGAUGAGCCUGGUUCUGAAAAGAAUAUGCUUCCCCAAUAUGACGAUCCGAUGGAGGAGGAGAGCGUGGCUCUUGAUGAGACUGGACGUUUCAGUGGUGAUGCAGCAAAGAAACUGGAAGAGCUCCGGAGAAGAAUUCAGGGGGUUACCACAAAAAGCUAUGCUGAAGAUCUCAAUUCUUCUAGCAGAGUAUUGACAGAUUAUUAUACUCAUGAAGAAAUGCUUCAAUUUAAGAAGCCCAAGAAAAAGAAAUCACUAAGAAAGAAAGAGAAGCUGGACAUAAAUGCCCUUGAAGCAGAGGCUAUUUCUACUGGAUUGGGUUCCGCGGAUCUUGGUUCUCGGAAUGACAAGACAAGGCAACACCUGAAGGAGGAGGAUGAGAGAGCAGAGGCUGAGAAGCGAGACAAGGCAUACAAGUUUGCAUAUGAAAAGGCUCAAGAAGCAUCUAAAGCACUUCGACCUGAGUACAAUCUUACUUCUAAGGAAGAGGAAGAUGAUGAUAUUGUGUUUGAUGAUGACGAUGAUGAGGAGCUUAGAAAAUCAUUGGAAAGGGCAAGAAAAUUAGCUCUGAGAACUCAAGAGGAGGUUGUUAAAUCUGUACCAGAGACCAUUGCUUUGCUUGCUUCCACUUUGAAUGAAAACAAUUCUACUGUAGAUAAUAAUAACCAUGACUCUGGGGACUUGCAAGAGAAUAAGGUUGUCUUCACAGAAAUGGAAGAGUUUGUUUGGGGCCUUCAGCUUGAUGAAGAUUCAAAUAAACCGGGUGAUGAGGAUGUUUUCAUGGAAGAAGAUGUUAUACCCAAUUCUCCGGAUAAAGCAUCUAUAGAUGAGGACGGUGGCUGGUCUGAGGUGAAAGAAGUCACGGAAAAAGAAACGGACUUACAGAAAGAGGAUGAGGAGAAGACAGUUCCAGAUGACACAAUACAUGAAGCUGCUGUCGGGAAGGGGUUAUCUGGAGCUCUCAAACUCCUGAAAGAUCGAGGAUCACUCAAGGAAACAAUCGAAUGGGGUGGUCGAAACAUGGACAAGAAGAAAAGUAAGCUUGCCGGUAUUAUUGAUGAGGAGGGGCCUAAAGAAAUACACAUUGAAAGGACCGAUGAAUAUGGUCGAAUUUUGACUCCAAAAGAGGCAUUUCGACAGCUGUCCCAUAAAUUUCAUGGAAAGGGACCCGGCAAAUCAAAACAAGAAAAACGCAUGCGACAAUAUCAAGAGGAGCUAAAGAUUAAACAAAUGAAAAAUUCAGACACACCAUCGCAGUCGGUGGAGAGAAUGAGGGAAGCUCAAGAAAAGCUAAAGACACCUUAUUUGGUCCUAAGUGGAAAUGUUAAACCCGGGCAAACUAGUGAUCCCAGAAGUGGUUUUGCAACUGUUGAGAAGGACUUUCCUGGAAGUUUAACACCCAUGCUUGGUGAUAAAAAGGUUGAACACUUUUUGGGCAUAAAGAGGAAACCUGAGCUGGGCGGGGACUCUGCCUUACAAAAGAAACCCAGAAACUGAUUGGCCAGUGUUUGUAAUGUACUCCGUUUUAAAGGUUGGUUAGAAGCAACUGGUGCUAAACUCUACAUUCUCAAGUUUAAAUUCGUCCUCAAUCUUGUCUCUAAGCUCAAUUUUAGAUUUUGUAUGUGUUGGAUGAGUUUCACUUACCUUGCUUUGAAUAUGUAGGAGUACGCUUUGGUCUUUCAUUUUCUAUACUUUUGCAUUUGCAAAGUAUACCUUUGAAGUCUUUGCUAACCAAUAUCUGCUGACCAGUAGCCACUUCAUUUUUAUGUUUUAUGUUCUCUGAGUGACUUAUUUUAUCAAUUUGGUUCUACUUAUAGUAAUUCCUUGAAAUAAUAAAAAUUAAACGGUCAUGCUCAUAAUUUAAAACAUGUGAGGUAAGUUCCGACUCUGAGUUUUAUUUGAUAUAUAGUAAUUUAAAUGUUACCUUAAUUGAGUUAAAAGUAUUUCCAAUCUUGCAUCAUUGUAGGCCAAAAUUGUAAUGUUUUCUGCAAUGAAUGAUACUCUCUAGCUCUGGGUUUUAGUUGUUGAAGGUCACCGAUUACCAAGGCUCCGUUGUAAAAUUUAUGGAUGCUUAAACCCUAAACCCAUAAGAUAUGCAUGCAAAACAUAUGAGUUGCCCCUACCACUAACCUAAUAAUAAGUAACAAAUUAGUGAUUCAUAAGCUGUACCCAUAAUUUGUUCAACCAUGCGAACAGUCCUUAAACCAGAUAAACUCAUCCACCUUAAUCCUAAAUUCAUCCAACACUAGGUUUAUAGAUAUAUAUACAUGCCAAGAAAAUAAACUGCUCCACUGGAUAGCCCCACCUUUAUCAGGAAUAUACAACAAGAAAUUAACAAGUAUGAAAGCAGCAGCAUUGAUCUUCUCUGUUGUGUUCCUCCAUUCACUUGAGGCCAUAACAGAGAGCCAUUGGAGUAGAAAGCCGGUCAGCGCGGUUUGUGCAUCCCAGAUCACUCUGGUCAACCAUGCAUGUUCUUUUCUUAUCAUCAACCCGAGCCCUCCGCCCGGUUCUGUUGGGGGGCAACACCACCACCACCGCAGGACACAUCACGGCCACCACCACCAUUCCCCGGAGGAAGAGAUUUGCUGCAGAUGGUUGAAGGAGGUGGAUGACCAGUGCGUUUGUGACAUGCUAGUCAGUUUGCCUCCUUUUCUCGCUAGGCCUCUGCACCAGUUCACUGUCCAGGUCGGCGAUUCUUGCUUCCAGACCUACCGGUGCGGUACUCCCAUGAUCAGGAUGGAUUAAUUAUACGGAGUAGUAUACUUCGUAUAUAAUAAAUUGAAGUUAAUGAAAUUAAGUUAUUGAAAUUUGUAUACUUGCAUGCAUACGUGCUUGCAUGUGUCUGGAACCGAUCAUUAUGUACGUAUAGUAGUGUGAUGGGAAAAGCAAAGAAAAUUUGAAGGUUAUCUUAGUGGUUUCCAGUUUACUAAAUACUUGGAUGGUUUGAAUAUUGGAUACGAAUGUAACAGAGUUACCAUGGUAAUACACACAUUUUAAUUUGUCUUACUA
Molecule: messenger RNA, 4546 nt
Organism: Cuscuta epithymum
Lineage: Eukaryota; Viridiplantae; Streptophyta; Magnoliopsida; Solanales; Convolvulaceae
Source: the annotation of a GenBank genome assembly